Messenger RNA from Pocillopora meandrina, 11502 nucleotides. The record is from the annotation of a GenBank genome assembly. Lineage: Eukaryota; Metazoa; Cnidaria; Anthozoa; Scleractinia; Pocilloporidae.
UUUCAAUAUGGCGGAUCAGUUUAAAGAUCCUUCUACCGUAGUGAAACAAGCACGGUAACAUAUGAUGAUUGAAUAUAUGCUGGAUAAACCAUGUAUCGUUCGAUACCUUUAAGUAUUUAUGAGAGUUAUGUCCAUUUUAUAGGCUGUUACAGGACACUGACUUCAAAGAAUUCUGCGCUAAAGUUCUUGGAAUUUUGCAGAGUCGUGAGCGGGGCAAUGAGUGUUUAAACAAUUUAAGGCGACUUUAUUUGUUGUUGGCUGCCACCAGAAAAAGGAGAAGGUAAUUACUGUAAAAUAAUCCUCCUUUCAAAUAGUCCUUUAUCUCUAUUUCAACUCAUUGGAUGGAAAUCAAGUUAAAGAUUGUGAACGAUGUCAGUCGAACUUUGUUUGAAUUGUACCUAAGCUUAUACAAUUAUUCAAAUCUAAUGCCCCAUUCACACCAAAGCUUAAACAUGUUUAAAAGUUGUUUUGUUAAACACAGUUUAAUUUUUUUUUUCUUCAUAGAAACUAUUUAACCGAAUAUUUUUGACUUGAAUGUAGCACAUCGGAAAGGCAAGUUAGCAAGUACUUGAAUCCUAUGGAAAAUCAAGUUUUUCAGUUCUCUGUUUAUAAUUUUCAUUCAAUGAAAACCAGUUUAACAAAACAUGUUUUGCUGGUGUGAAUGGGGUAUAAGUUUUACGUCAGCAUGUGACUUACCGAAUCCUUACCACAUCGAUUAAUUAUUCGGAAAAAAAAAUCGUUGGAAACAGACACAUUUAUCAAUGGGAGGGGUGUGAUGUUCAGAGAUUCCAACCCUCCCGAUUUGAUCGGGAGUCUCCCGAUUUGAUGUCUUGCCUCCGCUCUCCCGAUUUAUCAUAAAAUUCUGAAAACUAGGGGAAAAUUGCUAAUCUUUAGAAUUUUUGGCGAUCUGUCACUGUGAAACACUCAUUUUAUACUUACUUUCUUCGCGAAGAGCAUUAUGGUAUGUUAUAACUCAGGCCGGAAUGAUGCCAAAAUUCAGGAAAUGGCACUUGAGAGAACCUAAAUUUGCAAAAUUUCCCGGGGGCAUGCCCCCUGACCCCCCUAGAAGCUUGCGCCUUUGGCACUAAUAAUCACUCCCUAUUUUCCAUCACAUGGGGUUGGAAUCUCUGGAUGUUGAUGUACUACAAAAUUCUCCGAACUAUUUUCAUGUAAUAUGCUGGUCUAACAUCUCGAAGGGAGAAUUUCUAAUUAGAUCUUGGGAGCAAUAGGGUAAAACAGGAUUAUUUGAUGUGCUUUUCCUUCCACCAGUUUGUCAAAUCAAUUAAUUAAUGAGCUACAAAGUGUUGCUGGCGAACCUCAACAAGGUCCCAAAAGAUUACGACUUCUGUGCAGUGCUAUAUUACGUGAGAUAACUCCAACAAGUCAGCUUGUUAUUGCUAAUGUGGAACCACCAGUGGAGCAGAAGAAUAUACCAAUAAUAUUACCCUUGGCAUGGGUUCAGGUAUGUUGUAAAAAGUGAGUGAUUUAAUGAAGCAGUAUAUUACCCAAUCACUUCUAAGAUCCCAGUAUCAAUUCAUGGAUCAGUUCUUGUGAGUGAAUGUGAACAAUGAAUGGUAGUAGACUCUUCUCAUCAAACUGAAAAAAACUGGAUAAACAUCUGACUGUUGCAAAAAUGUCUGAAUUUGAGACUGACUAGUACAGUUGUUAGAAGUUAUCUUCAAUUCUCAAUGGUUUUGCAGGAAUAAGCUGUUUAGGUGUUUUGCUUCUCCUCUAGAACUGAGUGCAAGUUAAAACAGGACCACUCCCUUCCCUGCUGCAGCCAUUUGUUAAGUUUCCCUGAUAGUUCCUAAUUGUUUAGUUAUGUUAAGCUAUUUUAAUAGACGUUUUUUUAAGAACUCAUGCACUUCCCUGGUACUAACACACUAAUCAGAGUGAACUCUAAUCCUCCCCCCUCACAACAAAUUUUAUAAGGGCUUUAGAUUUUUAAAAGUGAAAGCCUUUAUCACUUGUUAUUUUGGACAUAUAUGUGCUUCACUAUUUAGGGCCAGGAGCGAGGCUUUUGGACAAAAUACAUUCCACAACUUGUACAGUAAGUAACAAAAAACUAAUAAUGACAAGUGAUGGUAUGAGAUUCAUUCUGUUCACUAAUAGUUCUGUGACCCAAUGAUGCUAAGACAUGUACAAGUACUUAAUAUGAUUUGCAAUGGUCUUAACUUGCAGAUGGCUAACAAAACCUGGGGUACCUGUGGAGUUACAAACAUUGUCACUAGGUUCUUUACAAUUAUUAAUAAAUGCAGAUGACAACUUGAUAUCACAAGGUUUGUAUCAGUAUAUAUUUGGAAGUGAAAUUUUUCAUUAACAAAAAUAUUUUUUAUUCUUUUUAAUUCCUUUGCUGUUUUUGGUAUUUUAAAAUUUUUCUAGACUUGACUUGCAUUAAAUGUAAUGAACAAACAGAAUCCAAUUUGAGCAACUUUCCUUUAAACACUUCAUUAAGAUAAUAAAAAUAGUGUAUUAAGUAACAGAAAGCUUUUAAUCAUAGUUAGAAAAACUACAAGCUACAAGAUCUUUACCUUACAAAACUCAUUCCAGUAAUUCAACUGUAUUCACAAAGGAAGUAGAUUAACUUGAAAAUGAGAAAACAAUGAAAUGUUUGACAUGUUUACUUGAUGUCACAGAUGAUGCCGGAGUAGUGAGUCGUCAAAUGGCAAAUUGGCUGAAAAAUGCCAGCACAGUAUCAGCACCAAAUCCUUAUCAGAGACAGAUAUUUGGAGGAGGAAAAUCAAAGGGGGUUGGUAGUGUAAUUUGAACAAAAUUAAUGUUUAAAGAAACUGUAUUAUAUAUAUUUAUUUUAUAAAAUAGCUCUGUAUUAAUUUAUUGUUGUCAUUCAUCAUUAGUUGAACAUAAAACUACAACCUUUGUGUGAUGUGUCUUUUGACAGGAUUUAUAAGCCUAAACUUUUAUUUCAUUUAAGCACCUUCUAUUAAAAUGACAGUCUUUGGUAUUUCCUUGUUAUGGUAUGUAUGUGGUUCAGCUAUAGUAAAGAAUGAAACACCUGUCAUUUUUUUUAUAGUACCAACUUGUUACAGAGGUCGAUGGAACAUCAUCAAGAUACUUUUUUACCAUUUUGAGUAUUGGUAAGCUCAUUUGUCUAAAUUUAUUAAUGAUUUGUUGUUUUUUUAUAUAAUGCGCUUGUAGUGCUUUAAUCUAAUAAAAGUCUGUUCUCAAACAAUAUAAAUAUAUACUACUUGAUAAACUGUGCGCCAAGCUUCACUGUGAAGCUUGAUAUAAGGACAUGGUGUAGUUUAUUUUGUUGGAAAAGAGACUUGCUCUGACCCAUAGGGCCUGUGUUACUUUCUCCAUCCAGCAGUCUAAGUGGUUACAUGACUGUUAAAGAUACCUGAUGAGUCUAGUUUUAGUACCUGAUAAUGCAAACCCCAAACUAGUUCCUACUUAAUUUGGUUUUAUCAACUGAGUUGAUAAUGUAAAUUGGCCACCUUUAAGUGUUUCAAAGCUGACAUUUCGAUGGUUAGCCCUUUAUGGGAGUGAAUUACAAAGGGCUAACCUUCAAAAUGUCAGAUUUGAAACUCUUCAUGUAGCCAAUGUACAUCAUCUUUACAACUCAGUUGAUUAAACUAAAAUUAUCUUGUUAUACUCCCCCAUUGACACAGCACCACAGUUUCUGUAGAAACUUACCCCCUUAAUUCCUACUUACUUAGGCCAGUUGGUCUAAAGGGGCCCCAUUAAAUUCCAGUUGGUCCAUAUUCAAUUUUGUUUAUCUGUUAUAUCUAUCAGUAGCUUUUGAGAGAGCAGCAAUCCAUGCAGCAAACAUUUUGGUUGCAGUCAUGGGAAAAAGACCUACAUUUAACUAAUCAUUGUUUGUUUGUUUACUCUGUUCCACAGCACAGUACUUUUUUCCUGACCAAAUCUUAAACAUCCACAGCUUUUCCAUGUUGCGAUCAUGGCUUCGGCAUCUCAAGUUUAUAAAUACCAUCUCAAAUUCUAAUUCUCCAAGGGGAGGUGCAUCACCACUGAUCUUUUCAACUGCCUCAAAUUCAGGCUCUGUGGAGAAUCUCAGUCAGCCAGGUUAUCGCUCCAGCUCACCCUCUCAAAAUGCCUUGAACCAAAGUCAGUCAAGUAUGGAUAAUAUCUCUGUUGAUUCGCAGUCAUCCACUGGUUUUAUUAUUCCUUUGUCGCGAUCCUCUCCACAAGAUUCUGAGAGCCAGUUGCUAAGUCAGUCCCCUAUGCCUGGCCAAUCCCUGACUAUCCCCACAGAUGACCAGUCAUUGUCAAGUGGUAGUGAUUCUAGACCCCAGACUCCUUUAAGUUUUUCACAUGAUCCUGAAGAGCCUGGUACCAAGGACCAGGCUCAGCAUACAUCAAAGAGAGGAAAACAUAAAAGAAGUCUGUCAACUUUAAGUUUCUCAAAAUUAUUCCCGUCAAGUCCUCAUGGAGUGAAAAGUGGUGAACAAGAACUGAAAGAGAGGGCCUGUGAAUACUGCUUGAGGCUUCUGGAACAAAGUGAAAGAAGUAAGGGUAGUUUUUUUCCCAUGAAAAACCAAACUGCAUACAGGAUUACCAUGAUCAAACUCUUUGUUGCUAAGUUUGAUUUUAUCAAUUUAUGAUGAAAUUUUCAUGUAAAAUUUAUUAUUUUUUCCAAUAGAACCAAGCAAGCAACAGGAUGCUAUGUUAAUUGAAGCUGUAAGUGAACAUUUGUUAGAGGCUUUGAUACUAGAAUAUAUUUUUAUCUAAUGAUUUUCUACAAUAAAUGGUAGAUUUCAGUAGGAUGACUGAUCAUUUGAUUAUCUUAACAGUGUCUGGUUGAAGUUAUCUACAAUUUAGAUGUUCUAUGCUCCAUGGACAAGUCUUUGAUUCCCAAACUUAUCGAGAUUAUAAGAAGACUUUAUGCUCGAGUUACCUCUGAUUUCAACAGAUGGAAAAGAGUGUUGAUUCCUGUGGUACAGUUUCUUCUGAACCAUGGUGAGUUGGACAGACAUCUGUCAGUUUGGCUCAGAGGAGAGGAGAGGAGUGUGGUUUAAACAAGCACAAAAAUUGCCAUUAAAAUGAGACCUAUAUGGUAGCUCCAAUGUGAGAAUUUAACAAAUGAAAUUUGGGUCUCUUUUGACCCUGCAGUACAAAAAUUGAAAAAUAAAAUCAAUUAUUUCUGACUGUACUUGAAUUUAUCAUUAUUAUUUGAUUUCUCAAAUGGCAUUUCCUAUUCUCUAUUCUUUUUUGUUGCAGGUGAGACAGUUGUUUUUGAUCCUGAACCUGCCUGUAAGACUCUGCUGGGUCCAGUGUUAAGUUCCUAUUAUGCAAAGUAUGUUGUGCCAUGUAUUCACAGAAUCAUUGGACCAACAAUAACAUCAUUGGUUACCUAAGAUCUUGCAAAGAGAUGAUUUUCAUAAGUAUAUAAGACAAAAUAAAAAAAGAAACUUUGAUUUCAUCAUGGCUAUUUGAAAACUUGUUCUUGGGCCAAAUAAUUUCCUUAUUUCAUAAAGAUUUUCUGUUAGAACAUUUUCCAAAGUAAUGAUUAACCCUUUAACUCUCAUGAGUGACAAAGACAACUUCUUCUCACAAUAUCAAUACAAUAUCAACCAGAUAAGUAAUGAGAAUAAAGAAAAAUAUCAAUUUGGGGAUAAUUGGUUGAUCCCAUACUAAAUUCUCUGAACUAACAUUAAAAGAAUUGUAUGGUUGACAAUAAGGAGAAUUACAAUUUUGAUCUGGGAAUUAAAGGGUUAACUCUAUGCGUGGUAGUUUUGUUUUCAUCACUGUCAGGGACAAGUCUGAUUUAGAUAAAUAUGAUCAUAUGUACAGGUCAUGUUAGUAUUGUUUGGGAAUGUUAGUCAAGAGUACUUACCAGCUGUUAAAAGUGACUUUUUGUCCUAUGCAUAACCCUGCUAUUAAUCAGAACUGACCAAUCAGAACAAAAAAAUUCCAAACUUUAUCCACUAUUUUGUGUCACUAGAAAUAAUUACAUGGAAGUUCUGCAAAAAGGCAUAGUGAUUUAUAAAUUGAAUGUUUUCACUGACCAGUUCUGACUAAUUUUAAAGGUCUAUCAGUCUGACUUUAAGAAUGGCUACAUCUUUUUGUCUUUUCUGUAGUUCUUCUCUAUCAUUUGAUGUUGUAUUCUUCUGCUUGGAAAACCUGAGGAAACUCUGUAUUUCAACCAAUAUUCUUCCAAAGUAUUUUCCAAACUUGUUCAAGGUAAGUGGAGAUGCUUACAGUAUCCCUUUCUAUUCAAAGGUACACUGCAAUUAUCCUUUCACUGCAAACCCUAACCCUAACCCUAUCGAUUUUCUGCUCGUUUUUCCAUGAAUUUUCCACGAAUUCCACCCUGUCAGAUUGGUUUUCAAAAAUCAGACAAUUUCCUUAAUGGAUAAAUAUUCUUUCUUCUCAUCAUUUUCCCGCCGGAAAAGAUUGUGAUAUUUAAAAAAAAAACUCCUUUGUGAUCACGUCUGGUAGUGUAAAAAGUUAAGUUAAUAGCCUGAGACUACUGGAAAUGGUUUUCAACGACUUGGAAUAAAGAACCAAAGCCCUGGUAAUUACAACGUUCGAUCAAAAGUUGAAGGGGAAUAUCACAAGGAGACAGUGAGUAGUAAAUACCCAUGACCAACCCUAAACGUUGGAAAACAACUGUGAUUGGUUGUCGUUGUAGCACGAGGUUUCUGGGCCAAUUACAAAGCCUAGCGAAGCAGAACAAUUGCAAUCUUUUAGCAAUCCCAGAAUACUUUCGACACUCAAUUAAAAAACCCCCUUGUAACUGUGUUUGUCUUUUUCUGUGCAGAUCUUGGCCUGGCAUCCUCGCACAUAUGUAAAAGAAUUCAUGGAAAUGCUUCCAGCCAUGCUGAACGAAAACACAGCUGUUGAGGUACUUUUUGUUGAAAUUUCUUCCCUUGUUCAAUCAAGAAAUAUAUUAAAAGUCAUUAAGCAAUGUUUGAUUAUUUUUACAGAUGUUUCACACACUGCUGGAUUUGCCUUGUUUGUCCGCUGCUCUGUGUACAUCAUGGGCUACAAAAGGUACAGUAUGUCAGUAGUGUAUGUGACAGUGUUUUUUUUUUUACCAACAUACUGAUCUGCGCCUGAUAAUUCAUAGAACUUUCACUCAAGUGGGUAACCCGAGUCAAUCAGAGGGCUCUUCCAGUUUAAUAGGUUACAACGGAAAUAAAGCUCUUGCACUGUUCUCUCGCACACAGAGGGGCAAUAAUAGAGUGAAGAGUCUCGCCCAUGAACACAAUUUACAGGUGCUACAACAAAGAUUAUCAUAGAGAACCCCGCUCUUGAAAAGUACAGUAGAACCUCAACGGAAAAAGUGUGCCAUUAGAGGAGGAGGUCCGCUUCCAUGAACGAAACCAAAAGGGACCUUGCAUUGUAUCAAAAAAUGUAAAGAGAAGAACGCUUUGAAGAAUUAAUUUCUUAUUUUUUCUUUGGUACCGGCAGCAAGAGCAAACAGUGGAGAUAAGAUGGUGUUCAGUCAGUCUUCUGUGGAUUAUUUUUUGGAGCCGGAAUACAAACCUCUGUUUAGUUUUAUCAUGAGACUUGAAGCUGGACAGGGCGAUACUAUAGAUAAGUAAGAACAAAUUUAUUAAUAUUUAGAUGAAGGAACGUUUACCAAUGCAUUUUACUGCUUUGAGGACGAGUGGCUUUUCUUCAGGGUUGUUACUGCCCAGCAGUGCAUGAUGACACGUCCAAGACUGGUGCUAGUUUUGAUUUAAAGAGAAAACUAUCGGUCGGGAGUGAUUUUAAGAAUGCGCCGGCUCCAAAAGCCGUGCAAUAAAGGAAAUCAGACUUUUGUGUGAAACUGUUGGCAGAAAACUAGGAUGUUGUUUUAUUAUUUGACAUAUUAACCUUUGUUUUGCAGACUUUCGACACUUCACCAUUUGUUACAAGACAGGCUGGAGCAACCUCGCGUCGUGGUAUCUGCUCAAAUUUCUCCGGUUUUAUUGAAGUAAGGAGCUCCCGAUUCUGGCUUAAAACGUAUCGAGCCUAUGAAAUUUUGAUCUUAGAAAUAAUCCUCACAUCACCCCCCUCCCCUUAAAUCAUUACCGCAGGCCAUACCGUGAAAAUGAAAAUUCUUUUCACUUUGAAUUUGUUUUGACACAUUUAUUUUUUUUAAAAAAUAUAUUAAAGAAUCGUGCCAAGUUGCAUUUGAUUUAGAACCAAUCGUGCAGGGAGGUUUAUAAUUUUGAGCGCAGUCAUGCGUUUUCCUCCUUUAUUUUAUUUUUCCUCAGUAAGUUUUUUUAUAAUAUUUGCAAUUUAAUUAUCCUUAGCGUGAUGUUUUCGACUAUCCUGGAAGAGGCAGACGAAGAGACUGCUAGCCGAAUGGUACCAGUUAUAUUGGAGAGAGUCGGCCUUCUUUAUCAUGUGAAAAACUACCGCAAAGAAAUUCACGAGUGGGUAUUCUUUGUGCUUUGAGCAAUUUUCAAUUUAGUGUCGACAGUAUUCCGAGAUAUUUAUUUUUUUGAGUUAAGCCCUGCAGUUUUCUUGGAAAACGGAUCCAAUCACAUCCAAUCACAUGCAAAACUGAAAAGAUUUGUGUUUUUGUCCUUGCUGUUUUCCCGCGCUCUAGAAAGUUGACAUGUGAUAUUUUCCUUUGUAAUGAUUGGACUUUGGACCAACUUUGACUGCGUUUUACGACACCAAUCAAAAAUUGAUUUAUAUAGGAAAUAUUUACACAGCCUGUGUCAAAUCACUGUAUGUUUUUCGCUCGGCUUUAAAGCAAUGUGACGUCACUCAGGAACGAGUUAAGAGGGAUGAACUCAAUCGCGGGACAAGACUUUCCUAUCCACUGGUCAAAGCCGUCCAUUAAUGCUAUAGAUGUCGUAAAAUCUUGAUAAAUCUUGAUUAACGCCGGUGCUCACACCAGUGAUAUACUUACUAAUAGGUUGCUAUCAGAGAGAUUGGUACAAUUGUGUCAAAAAUACCCAAACCUGAUUGUCAGGUUUCAACAGGACAUCAUGGACUUUGUCAGCGGCCUUAAGAACCUUGGGCCGUCCAAAGAGAACUUCUUUGUUCACUUGGUAAGUAGAACAGCAAGAAAAAGGGAACUUUAGCUGAUGAAGAAAAAUCCAUUCAAGUUGUUUGACAGCAGAUUGAAAGCACUCUAAUCAGCUUAUUUGUGGCUAUUAUUAUUGUUAAUGUCUCUGUUUAAGAGCUUUUUUAUCUAGCUGCUGCCUUAAAGAAGAAGACGUACUUGACAUAAUUUUAUUGGACAUUAGGUUUGGGUGAUUGGCGAGUUUGCGUCGUCCUCACAUGAUGGUGGAUGCACGGUGCAACAUAUCGUCCAAUAUUUUGAGGUACUUUAUCAUUUUCUGUUUGAUGACUAAGCGAAUAAUAUUUCCUCUUUCAUCUGUAGAACUUUUCAACUCUGCCUAAUUUUCAAGGCGCAGCUCAUCUUAACUCAAUAUUUAGAAGCUUUUCUAACUAUCACUGUUUUUAUUUAAUUAUUUAUAUUUUUUAUUUACUAGGCACUUGAAGCUUUGACGUAUGAAGUUUUAGGGCAGAGCGCACCACGAAAGGUAUGUGUCAUCAUUUCUAGUGAACUUGUCCCUUCUUAGCAAAGUACCUCCCUCGUAAUUACUAAGGACUGAGGAAAUAAGCUGCGAAGUGUAAAUAGUAAAUCAGCUCUCCUUUCUAUUUUGCCACUCAACAGUUUGUUUCUCUUUCCUCAGGUGUCUUUUAGCGGAAGACUUGUCUCAGUUUUAAUGACAACACUUGCCAAGGUGAGAUUUUAGUUAAUGUUGCAGUUUUUUUUUAUUGUAUCUCGGUUCUCUCAAGAACUGAUUUAUCGCUCUCCUUUGAUGGUCACUUUUCGACUUCACGAUCCAAGGUGACUGAGUGCAUUGCGAGCCAAAUGAUAAUGUACCUUAUCAGUUUAAUUGUAUCAAUGUAGUUUUUCUUCGAGGUAUUUCUAUGACUUUUCACUAUUCUUGAUUUAGUGUGAAGUGAGGUAAAUUGGAUGUUUUACUAGAACAUCGUCUCAUAGAUUUUAGUAUUCUUUAUCCAUACAAUUUGAUCCUGGAUGGCAAGCAGGUACAAUCUUUGUUGAUAAUUUGAUGUAAGUUAAUCGACGAAACCAGAAAUAAUUACUUAAAAAUACACUGUCUGUUGUAAAGAAUACUUAUUACGACCUUAGCUGUAGGAGUGAAAGAGAUUCUUGUUUUAUUCUUGUUUUCUUCUCUUCUAGCUUGCUUCGAGAUGUCAGGAUGUAAUCCAAAGAGCUAUUUUAUGCUUGAGCAAAGUGGUGCGGCAAAAACCCGUGAGUUGGUUCUUGUUUUGUUUCGUCUUCUACUUGUUGUGGUGGAAUGCUCGUCGCCCUCUCUUGCUUUUUUAAGUAAUCAUGCACUUUACCUCAUCUUUGUUUGGACGGACCUUUGUCUAUUAACAAAAAUGUUUCCUUUUUUUGAUAGGAGCUUCUUUCAGACCCAGACUGCUACCCAGAUCUUCUGUUGCGAGCGCAAGAACUUAUCAACCUUUUAAAACUACCUAAGUAAGAGCUGCUAAUAUUGCUUUUUAUUGCUCAACGUUUUCUCCAUUUUUUUACCUUCUUUUACCAAAAUCUAAGAAGAACCGCCAUGGUCAUACGGUUCACGCGCUGUACUACGGAUCGCAAGAUCCUGUUUCGAGCCUUGGCUCGAUUGAUGUGUUUAAAUCUUGUUUACAAGAGCUGCAACGUUUGAACCUUUCUGUGUCACAUUAUUACCUACCAGGCAGUCACUUCCUCUUAUUGAGGACCGCAAAAUAAACACUUGCGUGCCUGGGAGCGCAGUAUUGAAAUUUCGCGCACUGCACAUAGGGAGUGAAAACGUUUCGCGACCGAGCUUUGCUCACAAGGCUCUUCGUUUCAUGAACUAACCAGAAAACUUUGUCUGCACUAUUUUUAGUGUGGCACCUGUGAUCCUAAGCCCGGAUUCAGAAGUUUACAGCGGAAGGUAUGUCAGAAACAAUUUUUGAAGCCUCUCGCAAGCCUCCCGUUCUCGCUAAACUAUGUUAGAAAUGGGCGUGUCUUCUAGAACCAAAAAACAGCCCCCUUUGCCGUUACGAUGACUCAGUGUCUGACGUUUAUCACAACAGUGUUUCCUGCUUUGUAGCUUUUCUUUAUGUGACUUUGCUUCAUUCUUUCAGGUGGCACAGAGACCGAAACGCUUCUCUAUCUCUCCUGUUACGAACUUGUGACACCAUUCUCUCCUCGUAAAUUCCAAAGUAUCAUAGAAACACAUGGCUUUUAUAACAAGAAUCAGAAGGUUUGACUAUGUAGAACCUCUGAGCGUUAGAAUAGUUUUGGGAAACUCUGUAGAAUUUCUCUUAAGCUAUAGUUUUGUAUGUAACUACAAUGUCUGAAUCUGAUGGUAAAAAUAAUUUAUUUUUUUCUCUCCAUUUUUUUAACGAAUGCGCAGAACACAGACAUUUAAUUUAACUUGAUUUACAGAGAGUAAAAAAAAAAAAGCAACAACAAAGUAUGUUAUUAUUUCUAGGAAAUUCAUUCGAAAAACAAUGUUAAUGAAUUUAUAAAGAGUAUACGAAGAGAUAUUAGGUUGUCAAUGUGCG